GGGGGGGUGAAGAGUGUACCAGAAGGCGGCAGUGUUGACUGGGGAAAUGUUUUCCCAGAUGAAGCAGGCAAAGUAUAGCAUAGAGGACAUAUACGCUGAGCCAGCUUUCCUCUGGACACUCCCCAUCUCCUGAACCCAGUGCUUGGCUAGUGGUCUCGGGACACUCCCUAAGCGUCCAUAGUUCUGGAGCUUUCUACUGGGCCUGCUACCUCCACCAGACCCCUAUCUCUUUUGGGGGGGCCAGCUAUCUUUGGGCACUUCCUAAUUCUGGUCUUGAGCCCUUUCCUGGACUGGCUCUCACCAAACAUCCCCAAUCUAUUCUGGAGCUCUUCACAGGAGUGGCAGCCCCAGCAGAGCCAGGGCAAAGACCCGAGGGAGAGGUCUACAAUUUGGUAAGUGUCAUUACUUCUUCUUUGAUCCUUCAAUCUACUUUACCAAAACGAAUUAUAUUUGUCCUCAUCUUGAUAAUAAAAGGCAUAGCCUAUACUACAGUAUGUGUUCAGCACAUGUUGUGGUUUAGUGUUGUGGUUGCUGUUGCUGUUUUGAUUCUGUCUCAUAUUACAGCAUCUGGUUCUACUUUGUUGUCCUUCAGCCAGCCUCCCUCCCUGGCACAAGCAUAAUUUACAUGCGUGCUAAAAGACUGGUGGGCCUGAAUUUGUUUAUAAGAUUCGUCACACAGCUCCUCCUGAAGUGUAGCAACAGCCCUGUGAGGGUUGAGCACAGAACUUUCAUGAAAGGGGAAAUUGAACGUUCCUGUGGAUAUAUCACAGGUGUUUAUAAUAAGGGGUGCUUGUAAUUAUUAUAUGUACAGUGGAGACAUACAGUGGGGAAAAAAAGUAUUUAGUCAGCCACCAAUUGUGCAAGUUCUCCCACUUAAAUAGAUGAGAGAGGCCUGUAAUUUUCAUCAUAGGUACACGUCAACUAUGACAAACAAAAUGAGAAUUUUUUUUCCAGAAAAUCACAUUGUAGGAUUUUUUAUGAAUUUAUUGGCAAAUGAUGGUGGAAAAUAAGUAUUUGGUCAAUAACAAAAGUUUCUCAAUACUUUGUUAUAUACCCUUUGUUGGCAAUGACACAGGUCAAACGUUUUCUGUAAGUCUUCACAAGGUUUUCACACACUGUUGCUUGUAUUUUGGCCCAUUCCUCCAUGCAGAUCUCCUCUAGAGCAGUGAUGUUUUGGGGCUGUCGCUGGGCAACACAGACUUUCAACUCCCUCCAAAGAUUUUCUAUGGGGUUGAGAUCUGGAGACUGGCUAGGCCACUCCAGGACCUUGAAAUGCUUCUUACUAAGCCACUCCUUCGUUGCCCGGGCGGUGUGUUUGGGAUCAUUGUCAUGCUGAAAGACCCAGCCACGUUUCAUCUUCAAUGCCCUUGCUGAUGGAAGGAGGUUUUCACUCAAAAUCUCACGAUACAUGGCCCCAUUCAUUCUUUCCUUUACACGGAUCAGUCGUCCUGGUCCCUUUGCAGAAAAACAGCCCAAAAGCAUGAUGUUUCCACCCCCAUGCUUCACAGUAGGUGUGGUGUUCUUUGGAUGCAACUCAGCAUUCUUUGUCCUCCAAACAUGACGAGUUGAGUUUUUACCAAAAAGUUAUAUUUUGGUUUCAUCUGACCAUAUGACAUUCUCCCAAUCCUCUUCUGGAUCAUCCAAAUGCACUUCAGACGGGCCUGGACAUGUACUGGCUUAAGCAGGGGGACACGUCUCGCACUGCAGGAUUUGAGUCCCUGGCGGCGUAGUGUGUUACUGAUGGUAGGCUUUGUUACUUUGGUCCCAGCUCUCUGCAGGUCAUUCACUAGGUCCCCCCGUGUGGUUCUGGGAUUUUUGCUCACCGUUCUUGUGAUCAUUUUGACCCCACGGGGUGAGAUCUUGCGUGGAGCCCCAGAUUGAGGGAGAUUAUCAGUGGUAUUGUAUGUCUUCCAUUUCCUAAUAAUUGCUCCCACAGUUGAUUUCUUCAAACCAAGCUGCUUACCUAUUGCAGAUUCAGUCUUCCCAGCCUGGUGCAAGUCUACAAUUUUGUUUCUGGUGUCCUUUGACAGCUCUUUGGUCUUGGCCAUUGUGGAGUUUGGAGUGUGACUGUUUGAGGUUGUGGACAGGUGUCUUUUAUACUGAUAACAAGUUCAAACAGGUGCCAUUAAUACAGGUAACGAGUGGAGGACAGAGGAGCCUCUUAAAGAAGAAGUUACAGGUCUGUGAGAGCCAGAAAUCUUACUUGUUUGUAGGUGACCAAAUACUUAUUUUCCACCAUAAUUUGCAAAUAAAUUCAUAAAAAAUCCUACAAUGGGAUUUUCUGGAUUUUUUUUCCUCAAUUUGUCUGUCAUAGUUGACGUGUACCUAUGAUGAAAAUUACAGGCCUCUCUCAUCUUUUUAAGUGGGAGAACUUGCACAAUUGGUGGCUGACUAAAUACUUUUUUUCCCCACUGUAUGGGCAUAUGAUGAGGCUGCCACUUCACUUGAUAAACAGUAUUUCUGUAAUACUUUGAGUAGUUUUUAGUGUGACUAGCCCAUUUAGAGUAUGACACCAACUUGCCAGUGAGUCAGGAUUCUUUCUCUGUGUGUGUGGUCAGGUGGACACCCUCUGGCACGUGGCCGUGUAUUAGUCAUAUCCCCUGAGAGAGUUAUCUUUCCAAAACACUCGCCACGGCCCACCAAAUAACAUAACAUAGAAGUUUAUUCACUGGUUAGAACCAUAUGACUUUGUGUGUACACAUGAGCGUGUACUGUAUGUGUAGAAUAUACUGUAGUUAUAGGAGGGGUCCAGGAAAAUGAUUGCUUUGUGAGAGCUCUUCCUAUUCUUUCACAUCUUUUCACAAACAUCACACAUCAACAACAUCACUGGUGUUGUUAAAAAGUAUCAAACGGAUCGUUUCUUUGCAGUACUUCAGGGACAAUGCUUUAGUUACAGUUGUAUUGCUGAAGAAAGAGUUGAUAUUUUGCUCACAAACUAACAGCGGGGCUGGGAUAAAAAGCAUCUGUGGUAUUUUCAACUGUGGAACAACUGACCUUGCUGCAAAAAAAACUAGAAAAUAUACAAUCAAAAUUUGGUUGUAAAAUGACAAUGUGAUGAAAGGGAGACAUUCUACAGCCAAAAAAGGAAGAGUAGCCAUUUUAACUAUACAAUAAGUCCUUGUGAGUUUCCUCUCUGUGAGGAGUUGAGCACCUCUUCCCUAGGGGACUAGACAGCUGAUUGGUGCUGACUAUAUUUUCUUCCAAAGGCUAAUCCACUUGUAAUUGAUAGCAGAGCCAAAAGUAGUUGUCAUACUAACACAGGGACAUAGAGAAUAGGGUUGGAGUCAAUUCAGUUCUGGCAUAUGACUUGAGAAUUCAGCUAUGAAUUGGAGAGUAACCUGUUACUUUUGGUGAGAUUUUUUAGAUUCAUGAAUGGGAUACCUGAUUCAUUCUCUGUAUUGUCCUAGUUAAUCUGCAUUCACUCCUAUACUGCUUGAAUCCACGCAGCACACCGACUGUAAGAAAUGCCAAGUUUUGGGUUGUCAAUCUUCUACCAUUCUCCCUCUUAGCUAAUCAGUAGAUAGAAAGAGAAAGCAUAAGUCUGAUUGGAUUUCCGAGUUCUGCAUGCAACCCAGCCAAAAUGUUGAUGACACAGUUAGAUCGAUUAUUCAGCCAUGGUGGUCCACACUGACCAGGAAGUAGGGAGGGAACUAUCUUACUACCGCUAUUUUAUAACACCUAUGUACUUUUUUCACUAUCACAGCAUAAUAUGUAUCACAGCAAUUAUUUUUGUCUUAUUUUUUUGCAGGAAAUUCCCAAAGGCAUGUGUCAAGGCUAGCAAUGGAUUCUCCCCAAAGCUUGUGUAAGUUGACAUAUACUAAAAGGUUGCAUGAGGUUGCAUCAAUAAUGCAAUAAUACAAUUUAGUUUCUUCUGAUCAAAUCUCAAAAAUGAUUUUGGAAUACAGAUACUGUAUCUAUAACGACACAGGAUGAGACCCAGAUGCAGACACAGGAGGCAGAUGGUUCGAGUCUCUGAUAUGUAUUCAAAUACAAGGGGCAGGCAAGAGGCAGGUCGAGGACAGGCAGAAGUUUGUAAACCAGGUCUGAGUCCGAUAGGUACAGGGUGGCAGGCAGGCUCAAGGUCAGGGCAGACUGAAUGGUAUGGCAGGCGGGCUCAGUGUCAGGGCAGGCAGAAAAGGUUGGAACCGGGAGGACUAGAAAACAGGGACUAGGAAAAAACAGGAGUACGGAACAACACGCUGGUAGGCUUGACGAGACAAGACAAACUGGCAACAGGCAGACAGUAAACACCGGUAUAAAUGCACAGGGAAUGGGAACAAAUGGGAGACACCUGGUGGGGGGUGGAGACAAGCACAAGACAGGUGAAACAGAUCAGGGUGUGACAGUAUCAGCCUCCAUUAACCAGAAUAGAGAACCAACAUGAGGUCUAAAUUGAUUAUGACUGUAUUUGUAAGGACGGUCAAGAUUACCUUUGACCCCAGCCUUGACCCCUAACCCCUGAUCCUGCACAGUUGCCCAGGGUGACGAGGACCUCCAGGUGAUGAAGGCAGGGGCAAUGUUGAGGAAGGUCAAGUCUCGCUCUUGGAAGAAGCAGCGGCACUUCCACCUGCAGGACGAUGGCCAGACCAUCUGGUACAAGUCCAGGUGGGCAGGGACAGGCCACUCCACCUGUGAGUACUGCAAGUGUGUGGGUGUGGGUGGAGGAAGCAGGGAGGAGACAGCAUAGUAUUUCUCACUUUAGCAUGGAAAAAGCCGAAGUAUGUCUUCACAUGAUGCCUAAUGUUCCCUCUUAGUCUCUGUGGCUGAUGUGGAGGUGGUGCGCGAGGGUCACCAGUCGGAGAUCCUGCUGAGUAUCGCUGAUGAGUUCCCAGCUGACCUCUGUUUCACCCUGGUGUUCCGUGGUCGCCGCAGCAACCUGGACCUAGUGGCGGAGUCGCCGUCCGAGGCGCAGGUCUGGAUCCGGGGCAUACGCAAACUGAUCCAGAACACUGAGAGCAUGAAUGACAAGGAAAGGCUCGACCAGUAUCCUUGUUCCAUGCUCAGCAUUAAAUACAAUAUAAGGAUUGAUCAACCAUACAAACCAAUGACUGUCUAUAAUGUUGCUCCAUUCUAUAUAAUCUCUUACUAAGUGUUGCCCUUAGACAUCAUGAAAAUGAUCGGAGAGGUUGAGGGUAGAGGGGGAAAAAAAGUAUUGCCCUUAGCCAGCGUCUUCCUGUUCUCAGGUGGAUCUGGGACUGGUUUCAAAAGGCAGAUAAAAACAAGGAUGGACGGAUGAACUUCAAGGAGGUGCGCACACUGCUGAAGAUGAUGAACGUGGACAUGAACGAGGAGUACGCUCUUCGCCUUUUCACGGUGAGGUUCCCAUCAUUAUCUACUGUUCGCUUUUGAAUUGAGUCCAUCUCCCAUGCUAACUGUUGUAUAGAUACAGCUAUUUGUCUCUCAAUCACAAAUGAAUGGGAUGGUGCUUAUCUUUCCCAUUCAUUUGGUAUUUAGGCAUAUGCUCAUGUACUCGCAUGCAAAUCCAUAGAUUUUUUACAUGUAAUCAGCCUUAAAGUAUUGUGAGCAGUAGUUAAAUGUGGAUGUUGUAAGUGGUGGAAUUAACCCCAGCAUUGGUUUAUUUUCUAUGAUGUCAUCGUAAACGAGUACACUGUCAGUGGUCUACCAUCAUAAGGUGUCAUGGGAACACCACUUCUCUGAAGUAGACAAUUAUUCUGCUCUUUGCUUUUACCCCCAGAUGGCUGACAAGUCAGAGUCAGGUUAUCUGGAGAACGAGGAGUUUGUCCAGUUCUAUAAGAUGCUGACGGAGAGGGAGGACGUGUGGCGGGUGUUCCAGGACUAUUCUCGGGACGGACAGACAUUAACCCUCGCUGAGCUGGAGGACUUCCUGAAGCAGGAGCAGCAGGAGGGGGAGAGGAGUCAGGAGCACGCCCAGGAGCUGAUUGACCGCUAUGAACCCUCAGAGAAUGGUAAGGACCACUGUGCAACUGUGGUCAACCACAGUCAACUAUAUGAAUGAGAUCAUUAAUAGCCUCAUUAAGACAAUGUCAAUCAUGAUGAACGACAACCACAAUGAUCAUUACCUAGUCUACCUGAGUCAACCACAAGAGCCCACAAUGGCCGGUCAACAAGUAACCAUGAUUCAUUUAAAAUAUGUUGUAAUAUUGUAUAUAUAUAUAUAUAUAUAUAUAUAUAUAUAUAUAUAUAUUAAUUUUUUGACUUUGUUGUUUGUUGGGGGGGGGGGGUUCCAAUAAGAAAGAUAUUUGUUAUAUAUAUACAUAUAUAUUUGUACUUAUGUUAAGUAUUGUAUAUUGAAUGUCUAAUUUUUUAACAAGUAACCAUGAUUGACCACAUUUAUACUGACCAUAGUCAAUUGUAAUCAACUGCCAUUGUCAACCACAAUCAACAGAGAGAUGUAGUUACUGAGCAUUUUCUGAUUGGGUUGACUUAUAAUAAGACAGAACUUCCCAUGUCUUCUCACAGCCAAGAAACACGGGGCCAUGUCUAUAGAUGGCUUCCAAACAUACCUGGUCUCUCCGGAGGGUGCUGUCUUGGAUCCCAAGUGUCUGACCCUGCACCAGGACAUGAGCCAGCCCCUCAGCCACUACUUUAUCUGCUCCUCCCACAACACCUACCUGAUGGAGGACCAGCUCCGAGGACAGAGCAGCCAGGAGGCCUACAUCCAGUGAGGAACAAAACACUCAAAACUUACAUGGCAGUAAGGCCCUAUUCAAACAGCUUUUGAUAUACACCGCUGUCUGUGUGCUCUGUGCAGGGCUCUGAAGCGUGGCUGCCGUUGCGUCGAGGUGGACUGUUGGGAUGGGCCAAAUGGAGAGCCGGUUGUUUAUCACGGCCACACCUUCACAUCCAAGAUCCUUUUCAGAGACGUUAUCACCACACUGGGGGAGUACGCCUUCAAGGUGGGCAUUUCAAUAGCUUAAUUAACUGUAGCCAUCAUGACCACAGCAGCUCUAUCCCCAACUCUAAAUCUAAUCCAGUCUCUUACUGGUUCUGGUUAUUUGUCUUCUGUAUUGGUUUUUGCUUCAACCAAGUCCAGUUCUACAAGAUGCUGACGGAGAGGGAGAACGUGUGGCGGGUGUUCCAGGACUAUUCUCGGGAUGGACAGACAUUAACCCUUGCUGAGCUGGACGACUUCCUGAAGCAGCAGCAGCAUCAUAAAAUAUCCUGUCUUCAGCCUUACUUCACCUCUUCUCAGAAAAACGACUGUAAAAAAACGACUGUAAAAGUUCAACACAUUCCUUUAGGCAUUCCGUCUGUCCCCUCUCCCUGUGUCCCAGGUGUCUGAGUUUCCUGUCAUCCUGUCCCUGGAGAACCACUGCAGCAUGGAGCAGCAGAGGGUCGUGGCCCAGCUUCUGGACACCAUCCUGGGGGACACACUGCUCAGGGCUCCCCUCGACAGACUGGUUCCCCAAGAGCUGCCCUCUCCCCAGGUAAGACCAACGCUGGACCUUAGGGUUCCGGUUGGUAGUGCAGGGGGUCCACACUUUUUUUUGUGGGGGGAUAAUUUGUUGGGGAUUUUUGGGUGUACCAUCGUGGAUACCAUUUUUAUGUUUCUGCGUCCAGUAUAAAGGAAGUUAGAGGUACUUUCACAAGCCAAUGCUAACUAGCGAUAGCGCAAUGAGUCUACAAGAACAGUUAGCAUGCUAGCUGACACUGAAGUAGGUAAAUGGCUUCAUUGCCAAAAUCUCAAACUAUCCCUUUAAUAUGGAGGAAAUUACAAUCAUUGGUGUUAAUUACAGGUUUAUUUCUUUAUAGAAAAUUAUUAGGAAGGCCAUCUAAGUGGUAAUUUAAAACAACAAAAAACAGAUUGAAAGCAUGCAGAAAAGAUAUUGAACUAUAUAUAUUUGUGACGAGUACUGAGGAUACAAAGAGGCAGGACACAGACGCAGGAAUCAACAAUGUAGAGGUUUACUUAACACUGAGCAAGAGAACAACAACAGCGAGUACACGACAUGACACUAACAAUCACAUACAACACAACACUGAACAGUCCAGGGCUAUAUAGUGGUGGUGAUGAGAGGAUGAGGUGCAGGUGCGCUGGAGGUGAUUAGGGUGCGUUGGGUUUCCAUUCCGGUGUUGCCGAGGUGGUGCACUCAGACCGGUGGCUCAGUAGACCGGCGAAUCAGAGCGCCGGAGGGGAGCAACGGGAGGAGACGUGACAAUAUUUAAAAAAUAAUACCAUCUUUGAGCGCUAACAAUCAAAUAAAAGCUAGACAGUCAGGGAGAAGAAAAAAAAAUCCCAAAACGGGCAUUCAGGCCACAUGCCCAUUGAAAUUUGUUAUGAUGUUUGAGCAGAGGAACACAGCAUGAGCCAUGGCAAAAUGCAUAGAAUUGCAGAAAAUGAGCUUUACAACAGCAACAUUUUCUCUAUGCAGCCAAGAUACCGUUCUAGUUAAUAGAUUGUUAUAGGAAGGUCCUCUUCCAAUGAUCUGUGAGGAGGUCUAAAUAAUGAAAUUGUCUACCAAAUCUAUUCAUUUUAGAAUGUUGAUUACAUUCACCUGAUAAGAUAAGAUGUGUUUUUUUUGUUGCUAACAUACGAUGGGGUCCCUGGGUCGCCCGUUUGCCUGGGUGGGGGUCCCUGGGCAAGAAAAGUGUAUCUAUUCUGUUCUAUUCUAUUCUAUUCUAUUUAUCUACUCUACUGUAACCAUUCUUCAACAAGGCAAAUCAAUUAUUUAGCAAGGCAAGUCGAAUUGAGAAGACAUUCUCUAAGGAUUUGAUUUCCUAUCUAUGACUAUGUUCAGGUUUUUAUCCAGCAGUGAUGUUGGGAGCAGUAUAAUCAUACGUCUCCAGUGAUUUUAAUAUAUAUUUUUAAAUAAUUAGAAAUAUUCAAUGAGGUGUGUGUUUUGAGGUGUGUGUUUUUGUAUGUGUGUGUUAGACUAAAGUUAGUUAGAAAAAUGUAUUAAAGUGUCACUCCACAAUGAUACAAUAAUUGACAAUACAAAAUACAGAUAAAACAAAAACAUAUUGUGGAACACUCAAAUUGAGUUUUGAGACACUAUCAUGGUACAGUAUUUCCUUUGGCGUCAUCUAUAAUACAUUACAUCAUCUAUACAUUGGUAUCAGUUAUUAUACAUUAUGUCAUCUAUACACGUUUGUGUGUGUGUAUGUAUGUGUGCUCGUGUCCUUGGAUUCGUGCAUACUCAUAAGGAUCUGAAGGGAAAGGUCCUUCUGAAAGCGAAGAAGAUUGGCGGCCUAGAAGAGAGUGAAACGCUGACCGAUGAGGUCACUGAUGAGGUCAGUGACGAAGAUGAGACUGACCCUAAGAGCCCGUCUGCAGAAGCCCUUUGUCUCAAUGAUAAGGUAUGUGGCUGGACAGAUGUAUGUGGAAGGAUGGACGCUUGCCUUCAUCUGCACCAACUAUUACACUUAUACAUUACUACAUUAUUACUGACAAUACAGUCCGCCAUUUUGCAAAAAAGAUCACACACUAAGCAAACAAUGAACACUGUGCCUUGACCUGCCAGCUAAUCAUGAUUUGCCGUGAUUUAAUUAAUAGCCACAAAGCAGGUGAUAUUUGUUCCCUUACACGUCACACCCUGUCUCUUCAGAAAUCCAAGUUCUCCAGGGAACUCUCGGAUCUGGUGGUGUACUGCAAGAGUGUUCAUUUCCACAGCUUUGAGUACUCUCGCCUGCACUCCAAGUGCUACGAGAUGUCCUCCUUCUCUGAGUCCAAGGCCAGGAAACUUGCAAAGGACACAGGUGCGCCCUGAACAAUUUUAGCAAUACCUACAUAGCAAACAAUGUAUUGAUAUAUUGCCAAGGAUCAUUGGUUAGGAAUUCACACCCAUUCACUGUUGUAGGUCCCCUGGGUUAGGGGAUGGGAAAAAGCGUCACUGUAUGGCUAUGUCUUUCUCAGGGGCGGAGUUUGUGCGCCACAACAGCAGACAGCUGAGCAGGGUCUACCCCAGUGGCAUGAGGACCGACUCCUCCAACUACAACCCACAGGAGCUGUGGAAUGUAGGCUGUCAGAUAGGUGAGAGCCUCUUCGCUUAAACCAUUGUGUACUCAUGUCAAACUUGUACAGUAAAUCUGUUUUUAAACAAGCUAGCACUUUUGGUUUCCCAUUGGUUCUGGGAAGGAAGUCAUACGUUUACUGACCUGUAAAACGGAAUGUUUUUAAAAUGUUCUGAGAACAGAAGUAAAAAUGUUGCCCGUCCUGGGAAAGUUUAUUUUUAGGUUGCAGGGAGGUUCUGAGAACAUUUACUCUGGUUCCUUGAAUGUUUUCCUGGGAGGUUAUAUUAACGCUCCAAGAACGGGAAUUAUAGGUUAUUUGGAGCCUUCCUUAAAACUUUAAUUGAAUGUUUCAACAACAUUUGUAAUAACACUGUUAGCUUAUUCUGGGUUAACUUUUUUGAACUCCAAGCACAGAUAGGACACAUGGAAAUGCGGUAGAGCUAUAGGUUCGGGGUGUGUCAGAAAUAUUUGUUGCUAUUUUCACAACCAAGUAUGAUGGUGGUGGUGCGAAAGGGCUGGGUUUUGAUGAAUAAAUAAGUAGGUGUGUCAAGACUUGACCCCUCACUGGCCAAUCAGAACAUGCUCCAUUGUUAAAUAUGUGGUUGCUUCAAGUUGUGUAUUUAUGGUCUUUUAUGUAUUGCCUUGGAAUCAACUCCAAUUCCAAUGUUAGUCAAUUAUAGUUUGUUAAAUAGCUGACAGAAACGAAAUAACAAAAUGUAGACCUAUCCCAUCUUUGCUAAAUACGUUAACUUGAACCUGUUUGCAGUCCACUUUGUUCUAAGUAAUUGCAUAGCUUCAAUAUGGAAAUAUAUACAUAGCAUUCACACUGAUAUUGGGGUUAGGCCUACUGUAAAUUGUAUUAUGGUUGAGCAUGGAAAUGCCAAACGUUGUCAAUAAGCAAGACUAAAUUCAUUACUGAUGAGGCCUAAAAAGACAGUGAAUAAUUACUAACCCUAACCCUAACUUAUUUUAAAAAUGUCCAAUACACUUACAGGCAUCAUAAUUGCUCCCCGUGGGCAUAUCAUAUUAAAACAACACAGACUAGGGAGGGUUUUACUCACAUCAAAACUUUUCACAGUAGCUGGACAAAGAUCCAAUAUAAAGAGAAAGGGAGAAUGUCCACUCAAUGUUAUACUGCUCCCAAAUCUGUUUUAUAAACAUAUUGGAACCAUCUUACAGAUCGCAUUCACACUUCUCCAGAAGUUACAUUGCAUACGUGCCACGGAUGUUCUCACCAUAAAACCAGGACAGUGAAGGAUUCUAAUAAGUUUGGUUUAAAUCAAAUUUAACGAAAAAUAAGCAAUCCGUUUUUUGUAUUUCUUAUACAACAACAACAAUAAAUAAAUAAAGGUAAUGAUAUCAUAAAAUCGGCAGUAUAAAAAAGAUAAGACACAUUUCUGUUGAACCAGCCUUCGUUAUAGUAGGCCUAGGGUAGGAAGGGUAGCCUACAGGCUUGGGUUUUGAACAUAUGAAACGGAAAACAAGCCAUUGUUACAGGAAAAUAACUUCUAAAUACGAGCUUCCCCGGUAUUCACCGAGGUUCUCAUCUCUCAUUUCAUGAUGGGCAUGGACACGUAGCCUACAUCAUGGAGGGGGUUUUAAGCACGUACAAAACGGGACCUGCAUGGCUAAAAUAAUGUGGGCCUUCCUACAAUACAUAGAUAAAAAAGGAAUGUCAGCUCACUGUUUUGCUCUUCUCAAACUUGAUAUUUUAAUAAAGCUUUGGUAAUUAAGAUUUAUUUCCAAGCGGUCUCACCAGCCAAACCCUUUAUCGACGGUCUUGACUAUUUGGUGAUUGCAUUGGUCAACACAAAAACAAACAGCCUUCAUUGAGAGGAGGGGAGGCUAUGCUUAGGGCGGCAGGUAGCUUAGUGGAUAAGAACGUUGUGCCAGUAACUGAAAGGUCGCUGGUUCUAAUCCACGAGCCGACUAGGUGAGAAAUCUGUCUGUGCCCUUGAGCAAUGCACUUAACCCUAAUUGCUCCUGUAAGUCGCUCUGGAUAAGAGCGUCUGCUAAAAUGUAAAAUGUAUGCUUGGAUUUUUAAUAAAAUGAAAUGGGGAAAAAACUAUAGUUUUUUAUGUUUCUAAAAACUGUUGUUCCAUGCGCAUAUGGACAGUGUGAGUCACGGCUGGAUAGGCUGUGUUUCCGCAGUCAAAAUUCAUGCCAUAACCAAGCGCGUUAUCGCUAAAACCAGCUUUUGGUUGGUCUUAAAUAUCUCUACAGAUAUAGCCCCUGGUUCUCCUCAAACUUGACUGCCCUUGACCAGCACAAAAACAUCCCGCGAUAUGCAACUUUUCAGGGAAGUCAGGAACCAAUAUACACAAUCAGUUAGGAAAGCAAAGGCUAGCUUUUUCAAACAGAAAUUUGCAUCCUGUAGCAUGAACUCCAAAAAGUUUUGGGACACUGUAAAGUCCAUGGAAAAUAAGAGCACCUCCUCCCAACUGCCCACUGCACUGAGGCUAGGACACACUGUCACCACCGAUAAAUCUACAAUAAUCGAGAAUUUCAACAAGCAUUAUGCUACGGCUGGCCAUGCUUUCCACCUGGCUACCACUACCCCGGCCACCAGCUCUGCACCCUCCGCUGCAACUUGCCCAUGCCCACCCCGCUUUUCCUUCACACAAAUUCAGACAGCUGAUGUUCUGAAAGAGCUGAAAAAUCUGGACCCCUACAAAUCAGCUGGGCUAGACAAUCUGGACCCUUUCUUUCUAAAAUUAGGCGCCGAAAUUGUCGCAACCCCUAUUACUAGCCUGUUCAACCUUUCUUUCGUAACGUCUGAGAUUCCCAGAGAAUGGAAAGCUGCCGCGGUCAUCCCCCUCUUCAAAGGGGGUAACACUCUAGAUCCAAACUGUUACAGACCUAUAUCCAUCCUGCCCUGCCUUUCGAAAGUAUUUGAAAGCCAAGUUAACAAACAGAUCACCGACCAUUUCGAAUCCCACCGUACCUUCUCCGCUAUGCAAUCCGGUUUCCGAGCUGGUCAUGGGUGCACCUCAGCCACACUCAAGGUCCUAAACGAUAUUAUAACUGCGAUCCAUUAAAAAGACAGUACUGCGCAGCCGUCUUCAUCGACCUGGCCAAGGCUUUCGACUCUGUCAACCACCGCAUUCUUAUUGGCAGACUAAAUAGCCUUGGUUUCUCUAAUGACUGCCUCGCCUGGUUCACCAACUACUUCUCAGAUAGAGUUCAAUGUGUCAAAUCGGAGGGCCUGUUGUCUGGACCUCUGGCUGUCUCUAUGGGGGUGCCACAGGGUUCAAUUCUCGGGCCGACUCUAUUCUCUGUGUAUAUCAAUGAUGUCGCUCUUGCUGCUGGUGACGCUCGGAUCCACCUCUAUGCGGACGACACCAUUUUGUAUACAUCUGGCUCUUCAUUGGACACUGUGUUAACAAACCUCCAAACAAAUGAGAACUUGUUCUCAACUGGCUUACCUGGUUAAAUAAAGGUGAAAUAAAUAAAUAAAUACUAGCCCUGCCUGAAAUGAGAACUUUGUAUCACGUUCUUAAGGAAACACCUCAAAUAUUUCCACCCCUCCCAUCUGAGCGCAAGCGAGCUGAUAUCAGACAGGUAAAGCGCUGGCUACCCGGACUAUUUGCAUUGUCCCCCACCCCCUCUUUUUACGCUGCUGCUACUCUCGGUUUAUUAUCUAUGCAUGGUCACUUUACCUCUACCUACAUGUACAUAUUACCUCAACUAACCUAUGCCCCCGCACAUUGACUCUGUACCGGUACCCUCUGUAUAUAGCCUCGCUACUGUUAUUCUAUUGUUGCUCUUUAAUUAUUUGUUAUUUUUCUCUUUUUCUUAUCUUUUUUUUUUACUGACCUAUUUUUUUCCUCCGUUUAUUUUAGUAAAUACUUUCUUAACACUUAUUUUUCUUAAAACUGCAUUGUUGGUUAAGGGCUUUUAAGUAAGCAUUUCACUGUAAGGUCUACACCUGUUGAAUUCGGCGCAUGUGACAUUUUUAUGUUGAUAUAUAAAACGACACAAGAUUCAAAAAUUAUUGUUUUGGUAUUGCCCUCAGGUAGCCUGCUUCUGGUCUCAGGUUCAGGAAUGGUUGAAAAAGCAUAACAUUCAUCUAACAUUAACCUUAGAAAUAACAUUGUUGGGAGAUCUGGAGAGACCUGGUCAGUCAAUUACUAAUAUACUAAUACUCUUAGUAAAAGUAUUUAUCUUCAACUCGCAAUCUGUGGAUUCUAUUUGAUUAGAUAGAUUAAAACUGUAUGUUAAACAUCACAGCAUAGUUGAAAGAUACAGUGGGGGAAAAAAGUAUUUAGUCAGCCACCAAUUGUGCAAGUUCUCCCACUUAAAAAGAUGAGAGAGGCCUGUAAUUUUCAUCAUAGGUACACGUCUACUAUGACAGACAAAAUGAGAUUUUUUUUCUCCAGAAAAUCACAUUGUAGGAUUUUUAAUGAAUUUAUUUGCAAAUUAUGGUGGAAAAUAAGUAUUUGGUCACCUACAAACAAGCAAGAUUUCUGGCUCUCACAGACCUGUAACUUCUUCUUUAAGAGGCUCCUCUGUCCUCCACUCGUUACCUGUAUUAAUGGCACCUGUUUGAACUUGUUAUCAGUAUAAAAGACACCUGUCCACAACCUCAAACAGUCACACUCCAAACUCCACUAUGGCCAAGACCAAAGAGCUGUCAAAGGACACCAGAAACAAAAUUGUAGACCUGCACCAGGCUGGGAAGACUGAAUCUGCAAUAGGUAAGCAGCUUGGUUUGAAGAAAUCAACUGUGGGAGCAAUUAUUAGGAAAUGGAAGACAUACAAGACCACUGAUAAUCUCCCUCGAUCUGGGGCUCCACGCAAGAUCUCACUCUGUGGGGUCAAAAUGAUCACAAGAACGGUGAGCAAAAAUCCCAGAACCACACGGGGGGGGACCUAGUGAAUGACCUGCAGAGAGCUGGGACCAAAGUAACAAAGCCUACCAUCAGUAACACACUACGCCGCCAGGGACUCAAAUCCUGCAGUGCAAGACGUGUCCCCCUGCUUAAGCCAGUACAUGUGCAUUUGGAUGAUCCAGAAGAGGAUUGGGAGAAUGUCAUAUGGUCAGAUGAAACCAAAAUAUAACUUUUUGGUAAAAACUCAACUCGUCGUGUUUGGAGGACAAAGAAUGCUGAGUUGCAUCCAAAGAACGCCAUACCUACUGUGAAGCAUGGGGGUGGAAACAUCAUGCUUUGGGGCUGUUUUUCUGCAAAGGGACCAGGACGACUGAUCCGUGUAAAGGAAAGAAUGAAUGGGGCCAUGUAUCGUGAGAUUUUGAGUGAAAACCUCCUUCCAUCAGCAAGGGCAUUGAAGAUGAAACGUGGCUGGGUCUUUCAGCAUGACAAUGAUCCCAAACACACCGCCCGGGCAACGAAGGAGUGGCUUCGUAAGAAGCAUUUCAAGGUCCUAGAGUGGCCUAGCCAGUCUCCAGAUCUCAACCCCAUAGAAAAUCUUUGGGGGGAGUUGAAAGUCCUUGUUGCCCAGCGACAGCCCCAAAACAUCACUGCUCUAGAGGAGAUCUGCAUGGAGGAAUGGGCCAAAAUACCAGCAACAGUGUGUGAAAACCUUGUGAAGACUUACAGAAAACGUUUGACCUGUGUCAUUGCCAACAAAGGGUAUAUAACAAAGUAUUGAGAAACUUUUAUUAUUGACCAUAUACUUAUUUUCCACCAUAAUUUGCAGAUAAAUUCAUUAAAAAUCCUACAAUGUGAUUUUCUGGAGAAAAAAAAUCUCAUUUUGUCUGUCAUAGUUGACGUGUACCUAUGAUGAAAAUUACAGGCCUCUCUCAUCUUUUUAAGUGGGAGAACUUGCACAAUUGGUGGCUGACUAAAUACUUUUUUCCCCCACUGUAUAUGGUGCGUAGAAAUCCGAAGAGGGUGGCCAGCAGAGAGAGGUGGGAUGGGCUGAGGGAAGCUGAGGGUUGGGAUGUAGAAUUGGAGAUAAGUGGAAGGGGCAGCUCUCGGAGAACUGUGGGGGGGAUCUUGGAGGGCUGGUGGCCUGGUGGUUGGGAGCUUGGGCCGGUGGCUGAUAGGUCGCUGGUUCGGAUCCCCGUUUUUUGACCUUGUGGGAGAUCUGUCGACGUGCCCUUGAGCAGGGCUUUGAUCCUGGUUGCUGCUGUGGGUCGCUCUGGAUGGGAGUCUGUUAGAUGACUAAUGUGAUGUAGAUGUUGAGCGGCUUCACUGCAAGUAGAUUGUAUGUUUUAAAUAUUCAAUAAAAUUAAAUUUAAAAAGAUCAGGUGUGGCCAAUUAGUGGGCGAGGCCAACACACCUGAACACACUUAACAAGAUAGAGGAUAGAGAGAGUUUUAUUGAUGCUGAGACCGGAAUGUAUAUGUUUUUAAAUAACAUUCUUCGAACGUUACUAAAGUUUUCUUGUUGUUUUUAUGGAAUGUUUUCUUCACGUUCUGAGAACAGAAUGUAUGUUCUUAGAGCGUUAUGUGCUAGCUGGGCUAUGCCUGAACUAUUUGUUUUUUUAUAUACUAUCUGUCCAAGACAAUUUCCCUUAAAUGUGCUAAGAACCCGUUGUUUCAAUUAGAUGUUAAAUUAGGCCUGGUGAAACACAUUGUACACAUCCAUACAUACAUUGCUUGCUUCCUGGCUGGAAGAAAGAAAAGGUUUACUGCCAGAAAUGACAAGGUAACACAUACUAUAGAUAUGUCUGGAGAGAAACAGGGUGCAAGCCAAGGAGAGUUAGAGACUACAAACACAUUGUCUCCUCACUCUUCUUCACUUUGUGACAAAUUUGUGAAAAGGGCUAUAUAGAUUUAUUUGAUGUUCUCCUAGUGGCUCUGAACUUCCAGACGGCGGGGCUAGAGAUGGAUCUGAACGAUGGGCUCUUCAGUCAGAACGGCUGCUGUGGCUACGUCCUCAAACCUGACUUCAUGAGGAAUUAUGACUUUUUUGACCCAGAGAGACCCCAGGACCGGGAUGGUUACACAUCACUCCGCCUGUCUAUCCAGGUCCAGAAACAACUUCACUGUAUCAUACAACUAUCUGUUGUGUUAUGUAGUGUGCCUGUGCAGGAUGUGUGUUUUGGCGGUUUCGUUUGCUAUGUCUUUGAGUGUGUAUCCUUGUCCGAGUUUUGAUUUUAUGUGCGUGUGUGUGUCCAUCAGGUGAUCAGUGGGCAGCAGCUACCAAAGGUGAACCAGAAGGAGGGCUCUAUCGUUGACCCUUUGGUUAGAGUGGAGAUCUACGGAGUAUUUCAAGACCAAGCCAAGCAAGAGACUAGUUACAUUGACAACAACGGUGAGGGACCAGUUUUCAAGGACUGGCAAAACACAUUAAUUGGGGUCUUUGUACAGACCCAGCCUACUCCUGGACUAAAAUGCAUGCAUUUGUGGCCUAAGGUGGUCUAGCAGUCUAAUCCGCUUCUUCCAGUGCACAUGAACCGCUGCAGCAUGGGUUCCAAUCCGGCCCAAUGAUAUUUCAACACACUCACCUCUAUCUUUCAUCUCUCUCUAUCCAAUAAACAAAGACUUAAACAAAUAUACUUUACCAGUUAAAAGUUUGGACACACCUACUCAUUCAAGGGUUUUUCUUUAUUUUCACUAUUUUCUACCUUGUAGAAUAAUAGUGAAGACAUCAAAACUAUGAAAUAACACAUAUGGAAUCAUGUAAUAACCAACAAAAUGUUAAACAAAUAAAAAUAGAUUUUAUAUUUGAGAUUCUUCAAAUAGCCACCCUUUGCCUUGAUGACAGCUUUGCACACUCUUGGCAUUCUCUCAACCAGCUUUACCUGGAAUGCUUUUCCAACAGUCUUAAAGGAGUUCCCACAUAUGCUGAGCACUUGUUGGCUGCUUUUCCUUCACUCUGCGGUCCGACUCAUCCCAAACCAUCUCAAAUUGGUUGAGGUCGGUGGAUUGUGGAGGCCAGGUCAUCUGAUGCAGCACUCCAUCACUCUCCUUCUUGGUCAAAUAGCCCUUACACAGCCUGGAGGUGUGUUGGGUCAUUGUCCUGUUGAAAAACAAAUGAUAGUCCCACUAAGCCCAAACCAGAUGGGAUGUGUAAUGAAAACUCAGGGGGAAAAAAGGUGUAGAUUCACGUGCAGAGCGCGGCAGGUGUUUAUUUCGCCUUCGCAAAAGGCAGGAAUCGUGGUCACAGGCAGGCAAUGGUCAUACACAGGUAGGCAAACAGGCAGGAGAAUCAAAAACUAGGGCUGAAGGCUAUAACUGGUUCUCACAAACGAGCUAGGAAAAGGCUUAGUAGAGUCAAAAUGAACAAUACCUCACAAGGCACAAACAGAAUGAACUGAACUAAAUAAGGAGCUAAUGAGACCAGGUGAGUAACAAACACAGGUGAAAUCAAUGAACAAAAAUGAAAGACAGGGCUACGUUCAAGAACACAAAGAAACAGGGCUACGUUCAAGAACACAAAGUUGACUAAGAAAAUAAAUACAGAACCUUACAGGAUGGCGUAUCGCUGCAGAAUGCUGUGGUAGCCAUGCUGGUUAAGUGUGCCUUGAAUUCUAAAUAACUCACAGACAGUGUCACCAGCAAAGCACCCCCACACCAUCACACCUCCUCCUCCAUGCUUCACGGUGGGAACCACACAUGCGGAGAUCAUCCGUUCACCUACUCUGCAUCUCACAAAGACACAGCAGUUGGAACCAAAAAUAUCACAUUUGGACUCAUCAAACCAAAGGACAGAUUUCCACCGGUUUAAUGUCUAUUGCUCGUGUUUCUUGGCCCAAGCAAGUCUCUUCUUCUUACUGGUGUCCUUUAGCAGUGGUUUCUUUGCAGCAAUUUGACCAUGAAGGCCUGAUUCACAUAGUCUCCUCUGAACAGGUGAUGUUGAAAUGUGUCUGUUACGUGAACUCUGUGAAGCAUUUAUUUGGGCUGCAAUCUGAGGUGCAGGUAAUUGCCGAUUUCUGAGGCUGGUAACUCUAAUGAACUUAUCCUCUGCAGCAGAGGUAACUCUGGGUCUUCCAUUCCUGUGGCGGUCCUCAUGAGAGCCAGUUUCAUCAUAGCGCUUGAUGGUUUUUGGACUGCACUUUCAAAGUUCUUGAAAUGUUCCGGAUUGACUGACCUUCAUGUCUUAAAGUAAUGAUGGACUGUCAUUUCUCUUUGCUUAUUUGAGCUGUUCUUGCCAUAAUAUGGACUUGGUCUUUUACCAAAUAGGGCUAUCUUCUGUAUACCAACCCUACCUUGUCACUACACAACUGAUUGGCUCAAACGCAUUAAGAAGGAAAGAAAUUCCACAAAUUAACUUUUAACAAGGCACACCUGUUAAUUGAAAUGCAUUCCAGGUGGCUACCUCAUGAAGCUGGUUGAGAGAAAGCCAAGAGUGUGCAAAGCUGUCAUCAAGGCAAUGGGUGGCUACUUUGAAGAAUCUCAAAUAUAAAAUAUAUUUUGAUUUGUUUAACACUUUUUUGGUUACUAAAUGAUUCCAUAUGUGUUAUUUCAUAGUUUGAUGUCUUCACUAUUAUUCUACAAUGUAGAAAAUAGUAAAAAUAAAGAAAAACGCUUGAAUGAGUAGGUGUGUCCAAACUUUUGACUGGUACUGUCUGUAAAAAAAUAAUUAUAAAUAUACACCAUGCCAUGUUUUAGUGAAUUAGAUAGAACACGACAUAGAACCUCUGUACUUCUCUUGGCUGUCUAAAACCUGGUCUCUGCUGCCACCUGCCUACAGGUUUUAACCCACUGUGGAACGAGACCCUCAAUUUUAUCGUCCAUGUCCCUGAGUUGGCCUUGGUGCGUUUUGUGGUGGAGGACUAUGACAAGGCCUCCAGGAACGACUUCUUGGGCCAGUUCACUGUGUCCUUCACCUGUAUUCAGCCAGGUAAGAUUGACCUUUUCAUAUUACACCUGUGGUGAAGUCUGGACAACUGGGUAAAUGGCAAUUGCAGUUUUCUUCAAAUUAUUGUACAAAAAUAAUUUGAUCCUAUUGACUUACCUGGAUAAAGGUUAAAUCAAUUGAUUAAUUGUCGUGAUAUGUGUUUUGUCCUAUAUUUACAUUUUUAAUCCCAUCCCCCUAACCCGCAGGAGUCCUUUUGCCUUUUGGUAGGCCAUCAUUGUAAAUAAGAAUUUGUUUCUUAACUGACAUGCCUAGUUAAAUAAAGGUAAAAAAAUAUCACUGCGGAGUGUUUUAAUUUAAGCCUGUUAUGUACAAAUGUACAUAUUUUACUGUAUGAGUGAUGGUUUCCAAGUGGUUCUCCAUGACAACAAGCUGAAUUUCUUCUGGCUCCUCUCCCCACUCUUCACAGGAUAUCGCCAUAUCCACCUUCUUUCCAAAGAUGGGACGGUAAUCCCUCUGUUUUCUCUGUUUGUCAACAUCAAGAUCUCAGAGCUAACAACAGAAGUCUGAUGGCCCAAUGAUUGUCUGAAUAACAUGCCGCAAACACCAACCACAUGGGAGGGUAACAAUAAUACUUCAUGAUUGCUGUCACUUUCAGCGCAUCAACUGUUAUCAGUAUUGAAAGCUAAAUCUAUAUGCUGUAUGAACUGCUUUAGAUGAUUUCUGCCUAAUUAACCAUUUCUGUUCAAGCAAUCAUCAGCAGGGCCUCACACUGAUGAAAGAUUAAAAACCACUUGUCUCAUUGCCUAGACAGCCUUACCUGGGGAUUUUUAGCAUUUUAGUGAUUUUUUUGCUAUUUCCCCAAUAUUUACAGUGGCUUGCGAAAUUAUUCACCCCACUUGGCAUUUUUCCUAUUUU
This is a messenger RNA of Coregonus sp. 'balchen', 20558 nucleotides long. The record is from the annotation of a GenBank genome assembly. Lineage: Eukaryota; Metazoa; Chordata; Actinopteri; Salmoniformes; Salmonidae.